Messenger RNA from Cebus imitator (Panamanian white-faced capuchin), 2791 nucleotides. RefSeq names its product solute carrier family 9 member B2 (gene SLC9B2). The record is from RefSeq and is a predicted model, not a curated record. Gene Ontology annotation, cellular component: membrane. Gene Ontology annotation, molecular function: antiporter activity. The coding region runs from base 306 to 1919 and encodes 537 amino acids. Gene Ontology annotation, biological process: proton transmembrane transport. The transcript has 12 exons. Lineage: Eukaryota; Metazoa; Chordata; Mammalia; Primates; Cebidae.
AAAAUAUAUGUCAUUCCUGUGGUAAGAGGAAGCUGAAUGCCGCUAGAAAUUUUUGCAAGCUUUAGGAGAGGAAGAGUUCAGUUUAGGAAAACAAUCGUUUCAGAUGAUCUGAAGGGUAUUGGAUGGAACCUAGGUUCAUCACAAAAGAGGACGUGAGAGACAAGAAUGAAUGCUUUCUGUCUGGUGGAGAAAUUUGAGGAUAGUCUCCCUUGCCUGAAAAGCGGUGAUUAAAAUUGGCACUUGCUUACAGGAGUGAAAAACAGAUCUUGUUCCUCUUCCCUCUGUCAUUUUGUUAAUUAUAAAUUAUGGAGGAUGAAGAUAAAAGAAUUACAUGUGAAGAUUCAGAACCAUCCAAAGGAGUGAAUCUCAUGGCCUCUAUGCAUCAAGAAACACAGGAGGAGACAGUUAUGAAUCUCAAAGGUAUAGAUGCAAAUGAACCAACAGAAGGAAGUAUCCUAUUGGAUAGCAGUGAAAAAAAGCUACAAGAAACACCAACUGAAGCAAAUCACGUACAAAAACUGAGACAAAUGCUGGCUUGCCCUCCACAUGGUUUACUGGACAAGGUCAUAACAAACGUUACCAUUAUUGUUCUUCUGUGGGCUGUGGUUUGGUCAAUUACUGGCAGUGAAUGUCUUCCUGGAGGAAACCUAUUUGGAGUUAUAAUUCUAUUCUAUUGUGCCAUCACUGGAGGUAAACUUUUGGAGCUUAUUAAGUUACCUACAUUGCCUCCACUGCCUUCUCUUCUUGGCAUGCUGCUUGCAGGGUUUCUCAUCAGAAAUAUCCCAGUCAUCAAUGAUAAUGUACAGAUUAAGCACAAAUGGUCCUCCUCUUUGAGAAGCAUAGCCCUGUCUAUCAUCCUGGUUCGUGCUGGCCUUGGUCUGGAUUCAAAGGCCCUGAAGAAGUUGAAGGGUGUUUGUGUAAGACUGUCCAUGGGUCCCUGUAUUGUGGAGGCGUGCACAUCUGCUCUUCUUUCCCAUUACCUGCUGGGUUUACCAUGGCAAUGGGGAUUUAUACUGGGUUUUGUUUUAGGUGCUGUAUCUCCAGCAGUUGUGGUACCGUCAAUGCUCCUUUUACAGGGAGGAGGCUAUGGUGUUGAGAAAGGUGUCCCAACCUUACUCAUGGCAGCUGGCAGCUUCGAUGACAUUCUGGCUAUCACUGGCUUCAACACCUGCUUGGGCAUAGCCUUUUCCACAGGCUCCACUGUCUUUAAUGUCCUCAGAGGAGUUUUGGAGGUGGUAAUUGGUGUGGCAACUGGAUCUGUUCUAGGAUUUUUCAUUCAAUACUUUCCAAGCCGUGACCAGGACAAACUUGUGUGUAGGAGAACAUUCCUUGUGUUGGGGUUGUCUGUGCUAGCCGUGUUCAGCAGUGUGCAUUUUGGUUUCCCUGGAUCAGGAGGACUGUGCACGUUGGUCAUAGCUUUCCUUGCAGGCAUGGGAUGGACCAGCGAAAAGGCAGAGGUUGAAAAGAUAAUUGCAGUUGCCUGGGACAUUUUUCAGCCCCUUCUCUUUGGGCUAAUUGGAGCAGAGGUUUCUAUUGCAUCUCUCAGACCAGAAACUGUAGGCCUUUGUGUUGCCACCGUAGGCAUUGCAGUGUUAAUACGAAUUUUGACUACCUUUCUGAUGGUGUGUUUUGCUGGUUUUAACUUAAAGGAAAAGAUAUUUAUAUCUUUUGCAUGGCUUCCAAAGGCCACAGUUCAGGCUGCAAUAGGAUCUGUGGCUUUGGACACAGCAAGGUCACAUGGAGAGAAACAAUUAGAAGACUAUGGAAUGGACGUGUUGACAGUGGCAUUUUUGUCCAUCCUCAUCACAGCCCCAAUUGGAAGUCUCCUUAUUGGUUUACUAGGCCCCAGGCUUCUCCAGAAAGUUGAACAUCAAAAUAAUGAUGAAGAAGUUCAAGGAGAGACUUCUGUGCAAGUUUAAAGGUGAAAAGAAUGCCGAACAUAAUGGUUAAAAAGCUGCUACUUUUUUCAAGAUGUAUAUUGAAAAAUGUAAUGUUUAAACUUAAAAUGUAAUAGAACCAAGUGUAGCCAUUUCUUUAAACAGCAUUUUUAGCCCUUACUCUUUCCAUGUGGGUGGUAAUGGUCUACGUCACCAACCCCAAUCUCUCUACCUUUUUUUUUCAAACAGCCCUUUAUUAACCAUUUUAAUUUGAAUAAGGACAUAUCUACUUUAAUGUACUACCACAGUUUACAGGUAACAUGGGAAACAUCAGUUUCAGUAUCCUUUUCAGCUGGGAUUACUCUUUUAACUUUCACAGUUUCAUGAUUCAUUUUUGCUCAGGCUCUGAUGCCUUGAAUUGGUUUUGGGUCUUCUUAUUUUAUUUUGUUUUUGUUGUUAAACAUCAUAAUGCCAUCUCUCAUGAAUUUCUACCCUCAUUUUCCCUAAUAAUCUGCCUCUUCUUUCUACCUCCUUCAGUACCUUUCUCUGAAUUACUGUAACUGAUUGGUCCCACCAAAAUUGUAAAGUACAUGAAGUAUCUUCAUCGGUUCAUCCUCUUGCCUCCUCUAGAUGUCAAAAAACUUUAUCCUGACCCCUAGCUGACCACCCAGGUUCUUUUAUUUCAGUGGCCUGUGUGACUCGACCUUCCCCAAGGAGUGCCCUAAUCCGGCCCUUUUUCAAAUUUGUUUCUUAUGACCCAUAUCUUUAGGUUCUUCCCAUUUCUAGGCAGGAGAUAGAUAAGUCUCAAAUCUAUGCCAGACUCAUAAAUAUUAUAUUAGGGUAAUGUGCUACAAUGAAGAAAGGAAAAAUACAGUGCCUAAAAGAAAAUAGAAUUCUGUUUCCCUCUAAUGAAA